Molecule: messenger RNA, 3517 nt
Organism: Drosophila yakuba
Lineage: Eukaryota; Metazoa; Arthropoda; Insecta; Diptera; Drosophilidae
Gene: Aef1
Product: adult enhancer factor 1
Exons: 2
Biological process (GO): regulation of transcription by RNA polymerase II
Cellular component (GO): nucleus
Molecular function (GO): DNA-binding transcription factor activity, RNA polymerase II-specific; RNA polymerase II cis-regulatory region sequence-specific DNA binding
Source: RefSeq, a predicted model, not a curated record
AUGAUGCAUAUCAAAAGCCUGCCCCAUGCCCAUGCCGCUGCUACGGCGAUGAGCAGUAACUGCGACAUCGUCAUAGUGGCCGCCCAGCCCCAAACCACCAUAGCAAACAGUAAUAACAAUGAGACGGUCACCCAGGCCACGCAUCCAGCUCACAUGGCGGCGGUCCAACAGCAGCAACAACAACAACAACAGCAGCAGCAGCAGCAGCAACAGCAACAUCAUCAGCAGCAGCAACAGCAGUCGAGCGGACCACCCUCUGUGCCACCGCCACCCACGGAAAUCCCCUUGCCCUUCCAGAUGCACUUAAGCGGGAUCUCGGCGGAGGCGCAUAGUGCCGCCCAAGCAGCGGCCAUGGCAGCUGCCCAGGCUGCAGCAGCUCAAGCUGCUGCGGCGGAGCAACAACAACCGCCGCCACCGCCUCCACAUCUGACUCACCUGACCACGCAUAGUCCAACAACGAUUCAUAGUGAGCAUUAUCUAGCCAAUGGACAUAGCGAGCAUCCCGGUGAGGGCAACGCUACCGGAGGCGGAGGGGGAGCUGUCCGCGAGCCGGAGAAACCCUUCCACUGCACCGUCUGUGAUCGUCGCUUCCGGCAGCUAAGCACACUGACCAACCACGUAAAGAUCCAUACUGGCGAGAAGCCCUACAAAUGCAACGUUUGUGAUAAGACCUUCCGUCAAUCGUCGACGCUGACGAACCAUCUGAAGAUCCAUACGGGCGAGAAGCCUUAUAACUGCAACUAUUGUCCGAAGCAUUUUCGACAGCUGAGCACUCUGGCCAACCAUGUGAAGAUCCACACGGGUGAAAAGCCUUUUGAGUGCGUCAUCUGCAAGAAGCAGUUCCGACAGUCCAGCACGCUCAACAACCACAUAAAGAUCCAUGUCAUGGACAAAGUCUACGUUCCUGUUAAGAUCAAAACAGAGGAGGAGGAGGGGUGACUAGGACGAAUGCCGUUGGCGGCACACCACCAUCAGCACCAGCAGCAGCAACACCAGCACCACCAUCAACAGCAGCAGCAUCAGCACCACCCUCCGUCCCAGCAGCAGCAGCAUAUCGACCAGCGAGGAGUCACCAUCACCACGUUGCCCUCCGCCACAACAGUGGCCCAGCAUCACCAGCAUAUUCAGGAUGGCUCGCCGCACCAUCAUUUUAAUGUGGCCGCUAUAGGUGAUUUAUCCAGCGCUAUGCAAUUGGGCGCUGUGACGGCGGACGGGAGCUUUGUGACCAUGGGCGGCGUUGUGGUGGGCCGCAUCCAGCACACACGCGAGGAACUGCAGCAGCUUGGGGUGAUCAAGGUGGAAUCACCAUCGAAUGGUGGUACAGCCACUACGUCAGCGGCGGCGGAAACGCAACGCGAGGGAUGAGUCGAUGAGCUGCUCCUCGAGUAUAUGCUCAAGGAGGAGAAUGUAGAUGACGAGAAUGAACAGGAGCUGGAGUCGGAAGUGGAAGCGGAAGCGGAUGUAGUGGAAAUUCAGGAGCAUAAAGAGGAGCAGCGAUCGAGCCAGAAGUGAGCCAUGUUUGGUGUGUACGCUUACGUUGUUGUUAGUUGUUUAAUUGUAGCGAACAUUGUUGUUGUUGUUAAGGUUUAAAUGUGUGACUAAGAACUUACCAAGAUGAAUGUAUAGCAAACGCUUCAAAAGUAGCUAAACGAAAGGCGCCAACACCAGCACCCAGAGCUCCCAAACCGUUAACAAAAAAAAAAGAAAUACUAAAAUAAUAGUAAAGCUAAACAAAAAACAGAUGAAAGACCUUAGCACAGAGUUGUCUCUAUAGCAGCGCACCCCAUCUCACAUUUACCACCCUCUCAGCCCCGGAAAUAGAUUAAACCACUCUCUACUCAAUUAAAUAAUUCUAACCCUAACUAGAGUGAAAAUAAUUUGCUAAUAGUAAAAGUAAACUAAACCCGUAAAAAGCAAAAAGUCAUUGCGUGUAAGAAAAACUUAACUAAAAUGCUUCCCGAAGUGCGAACCUGUUUCAGAUUUUAAAUUUGUCGAUCCGACUCACUUUUAAAUUGUUUAAUUUAGCAUUUAAAGUUAAAAAAAAUUGUUGCACAACUCAAAGUUGGCAACGUUUUUUCGCCAUCUUGCAAGGGCGUGUUUUGGUCUGGGCUAACACAAAUACAAUUUGUUUAUAAAAUUAAUAGCUUAAUUAUUUAACUCCGUAAACUUAUCAGCAAAACUUAAACAAAAAUAUCCUGAACAGAAUACGGCAAACAAAAAAAUUCUAAUAGUGUUAAGUGGUCGAAACUAUCUAAUUAGCUCUUAGUCCCUAGAGAGCCAUAGUUUUAAAAUCAGCGUUUUGUUAAUUUUAAUUGAUUAGUCUUAGUAGUUUUAAUUUCAGCAUUGGCAUAAUUUGGAAACACAAAAGCUGUCACGAUGGCCUUCGCUUAAAUAUUAGUUAAUGAAGUAAACACAAAGUAACGCUAAUUAAUUCAUAACUAAUUACGAUUGUGAAAUAGGAAAGCAACAAGUUCUGUACAAAGCCCAACUCCAAUUUGUAUGUAUAAAGCGAAAGCAGCGGCGUUAAGGAGAGAGUUUAACUAAAUUGUAAACGAAAACCUUUUUAAAAGAGAAAAUAAUAUUUUCUAAAAAUACAACAUGUGACUUUUUAUGUUACCCCUUUAUUUUAUGUAACCCUUGGUUUCCUCCCAGCUUGAUUGUCCUUUCCUUUUGUUUUCAAACCCCGGUCACCUUUAAUACCUUUAAAAACUGCAGCAAGGGUCAAACAGAAAAGGCUCCUGUAUCAAGUUCCUAUAGAUUUCAAAGCGCAACAAAACUGGAAGUCCCCAAAUGUAUACGAAUCAAUUGCAAGCCGGGAAGUGGAGAUACAUUUAAAGAAACCUAGCCUAUAUGGAAUGAAUAUUAAAUAAAUGUUGAUAAAUGUGUAGUGUUAACAAAUACAAAUACAAAACAAGACAGCAGAAACGAAAAACAAAUCCCAACCUAGCAGAGUAUGAAUCCGCUUGAAUCCGUACUAUGACUUUCGAAGCCCUGAAUGCAGAUCGUCACUAGGAUCUAAGACCCCUAGAGAAUUAGAUAGGUCGCUUUAACAUGAAAGCCUAAUACUGAAUGCAGAUGCAGUUCGGAUUGUGGCAUUUUCAAAAUCUGAGCUCUGCACCCAGCUUCUCUAACCCUCCCCAGCGUAUGCAUAAACUUUACAUAUAAGUGAAGUAGUGAGAUUAGCAUUUAAGACCAUAAUUUAAUGAUAGUUGAGUGUGUAAAAUGUAAAACUGCAAAGAAUUUAGACAUACAAUGAACAAAGACAAGAAUCGUUAGGCAAAUCGAGGUGGCAGAAGGAUGAGGAACUGCAAAAAAACCAACAAGCAAAAGGCUUAAAAACAAAUCGCGAUAAUAUUGUAUAAUUAUACACAUAUAUAUUUAUUAAUGUAUGUAUGUACAUGCGCAGUAGCUGUAUUUAUAUGUAAAUGUGUACGUAAUUGUGUAUUUAGUUACAGCAUAAAUAUAUAUUUGCAACGGAGAAAUACAGAAACGGAAAUUAUAACAAAUGGCAAAUGAA